AUGGAUCAAAACGGGAUGAACUGCUCUAGAGAAUCUGAGGAAUUUAAAAGUGGUUUAAAUGCUUUUCUUGACGAUUCUUUUGCCAACGUUGCUAUUGAGGGACAAAUUUUAUGUCCUUGCAAAAGGUGUUGUAGGCGUUUUUGCUAUUCAAGGGAUGAAAUAUAUGAUCAUGUGAUUGUUAAUGGAUUUGUGAAAGGAUUUAAGGAUUGGGUCAUAAAUAAGGAAGCAUCUUCUUCUACAUGUAAGGACAACAUCAAUACAAAUGAAAGUUAUUGUGAUAAUAGUUUUGAUGAUAUUGAUGGAUUAUUGCAAGAUACUUUUAGAGAUAUGAAUGAAGGGUUAAAUGUAGGUGAAGAGAAUGCAAAUGGGCCAAAUGAAGAGGCUAGAAAGUUUUAUAAGUUGGUAGAAGAAGGAAAGCAAGAGUUAUAUCCUGGUUGUAAAACUUUCUCUAAGUUGUCUUUCCUUAUUCGCUUAUAUCUUUUCAAGUGUCUUAAUGGUAUAAGCAAUGUGGCCUUUGGUGAUCUAUUAGAGUUGUUGAGAGAGGCAUUUCCUAUGGCUCAAUUUCCUAAAUCUUUUGAUGAAUCUAAGAAUAUUGUGAGGAAUUUAGGUCUUGACUAUAAAAAAAUACAUGCUUGCCCCAAUGAUUGUAUUCUUUAUAGAAAAGAACUUGAAGGAGAUAAUAUAUGUCCUAAGUGUGAAACAUCAAGGUGGAAGUCUGAUAAAAUCCCUGCAAAAGUUUUAAGGUAUUUUCCUUUGAAACCUAGACUCCAAAGAUUAUAUAUGUGUUCUAAGACGGCUGAAUUAAUGAUUUGGCAUGACAAAAAAAGAACACAAGAUGAGUACAUUAGGCAUCUAGCAGAUGGCCAGUCUUGGAAGGACUUUGAUUCUUCACAUCGAACCUUUGCGAUCGAUCCACGAAAUGUUCGGUUGGCUCUUGCUAGCGAUGGAUUCAACCCAUUUCAGACUAUGAGCGUUGCUCAUAGCACAUGGCCCGUCGUGUUAAUUAAUUAUAAUCUUCCACCAUGGUUGUCAAUGAAACCUGAAUAUUUCAUGUUAUCUUUGUUAAUUCCUGGGCCUAAGUCGCCUGGAAAUGACAUAGACGUCUAUUUGCAACCUUUAAUUGAUGAGUUGAAGGAAUUGUGGGAAGAUGGGGUGGAGACCUAUGAUGCUUUUAAGAAGCAGACAUUCCAGUUACAUGCCGCUUUACUAGGUACGAUAAAUGAUUUUCCAGCAUAUUCUAUGUUGUCUGGAUGGGCCACUAAAGGAAAUUAUGCAUGUCCAAGCUGUAACCAUGAUGUAAGACCUCAUUACUUAGAUCACAGUGGAAAGAAUUGUUAUAUGGACCAUCGAAGGCUUCUUGAUAUGGGCCAUCCUUGGCGAAACGAUAAAAAAUCAUUUAAUGGAGAAGUGGAGGAUAGAGUUGCACCUUCUCCUUUAUGGGGUACUGAUCUGCUAAAUGAAUUGAAAGACUUUGUAAAUGAUUUUGGAAAGAGAAAAAAAGGACUUAGUAAAGGUAAAUGGAAAAAGAAGUCUGUCUUCCUGGAAUUGCAAUCUUGGGCUAAUAUUAAAUAUCGUCACAAUCUUGAUGUCAUGCAUAUUGAGAAGAAUUUCUUUGAUAAUAUCAUCAACACGCUCUUGGACGUUCCAGGAAAGACAAAGGACCACAUUAAGGCACGUCUCGAUUUGAUGGAUCUUAACAUAAAACCACAUCUCCACCCUUUUCCUUCAGAAGAUGGUAAGCGCUUGUUAGUGCCUCCAGCACCUUUUACAAUGGGUAAUGUGGAAAAGGAUUUAUUUCUUAAAGUUUUUAAGGACGCAAAGCUCCCUUAUGGUUAUGCAUCGAAUAUAGCAAGGUGUGUACAAGUUAAAGAACGAAGGUUUACUGGUUACAAAAGCCAUGAUGCGCAUGUCUUGCUACAUCACUUGCUGCAAGUUGCUGUCCGAAAGACAUUGCCGAAAAGUGUUGUUGUACCUUUAAUUAGACUGGGAAACUUCUUUCGUGGCAUAUGUAGCAAGAUUCUUUGCUUCCAAGAGUUAGACAAGUUGGCAUAUGAAGUUGUUGAAAUACAUUGUCAAUUCGAAAUGAUAUUCCCUCCUGUCUUCUUUGAUGUUAUGGUUCAUUUGCCUAGUCAUUUAGUUGAUGAAAUUAAAUAUGGUGGACCGGUGCAGUAUCGUUGGAUGUACUUUGUUGAGAGGUAUCUUGGUAAGUUAAAGUCUUAUGUCCGUAAUAGGAGUCGUCCAGAAGGAAGCAUAACUGAAGGCUAUAUGAUAGAAGAAUGCUUGACAUUUUGUUCUAGAUAUUUGCAUGAUGGUGUAAAGACUAGAUUGGAUAGAAGAUGUGCUAGGCAAUGUGAAAUGAACCAGAGUGAAGAUGAUUCAUCCUUUUUUCCAAAGGUAGGGCAUCCUAUUGGAGGAAAAAGGACAAGAAACGGAAAAGGAUUUUCUUUAGACGUUAUAAGUAAGAAGCAAGCACAUAGAUAUAUCAUCUUCAACUGCAACAAUACAGCUAUUGAAAAAUAUAUAGAAGAACAUCAACAGUUAGUAAAUAGCCAUAGGCGAAAGCGUAGAUGGGAUGAUGCUCAAAGUCAUAGCAACGAUUUUAUUGAUUGGUUCCAAGAAAAGGUUCAAAGAGAACAAGUUGAUGGCCAAUUGUUUUGGUUGGCUAAGGGUCCUAACACUAAGGCUAGGAGGUACAUGGGAUAUUUUGUGAAUGGUUAUAGGUUUUGCACAAAGGGGCGUGAUUCACGUAUAAAGACUCAAAAUAGUGGAGUCACUUUAAUAGCCACGACUUCAAGUUUUGCUAGUUCAAGGGAUCAAAAUCCCGUGGAUGAAGACGUUACCUACUAUGGUGUAAUAGAAGAAAUUAUUGAGUUGGAUUUUUGGUCUCAAUUUAGUGUCGUGUUAUUUAAGUGUCAAUGGUUUCUUGCAAAUGUCGAUGAGUUUGGGCUUACAUUUGUCAAUUUCAAAAAGAAAUGUUCUCAAAGUGAUCCUUUUGUGUUAGCGUCACAAGUUCAUCAGGUUUUUUAUGUACAAGAUCCACAAGAACAUGAUAUUCACUAUGUCAUGCAACGGGUUCCAAGAGACUUAUUCGACUUCGAGGAAGCAAUGAAUGAGGAAACCUAUUGGGAAGAAGCUAUGGAUUCUAGUGGUAGUGACAUACCGAAUGUGGAUGCAAGUGAUACUUAUUCAAGAGCUAGUGGUGAAGUAAGAUCGGUGGAAAUCACUUACCACGAAGAAGACUUUGAACAUGAUGAUACAGAUUGGGAUUGGAUGCAUGCUGAUACCGAUACUUGA
This is a messenger RNA of Beta vulgaris subsp. vulgaris (sugar beet), 3294 nucleotides long. RefSeq lists its product as uncharacterized. Lineage: Eukaryota; Viridiplantae; Streptophyta; Magnoliopsida; Caryophyllales; Amaranthaceae. Bases 1 to 3294 code for a protein of 1097 amino acids. The record is from RefSeq and is a predicted model, not a curated record. The transcript has 2 exons.